GGAUAAAGAAAGUGUUCUCAUGGGAUAAGAGCGACAACGUUAAUUUCUUCCGAAAGAAUAGAAAAGGUAGCUCUUGGGUCAAAAAACGGUCUUUUGUUUCUUCCAUGUUUCUCUGCUUCUUCUCCCCUGUCCCAACCGAAAGAAACAGAAAUCUCCCUCUCCUCUUUCUUUUGGGAUAAAUAAAUAUAAUGUAGGCUGUAGCAGUUUAGAUUCUUGAUCAUUGCUAAGAAUGACAAAGCCUCUCUGUUCCCAGUAGCAAGCGAGGCAGAAAAAGAAACACCAUUAACGCCCCUUGCAUUGCAUUUCUCUUUGUAGAAAAAAUUUGUGGGCUGCCUUAUUCGCUUGCUCACAUUUUGAGAGCAUUUGAAUAUUGACUUUUGAAACACACCGUUAUAAUCUCUCUUCUUCCUUUUUUUUUUCUCCCAAAAUUUUCCCGUUGUCGUUUUCUAUAGGUGAGAAAAGGGACUUUUAGAGGAGAAAAGUUGUCACCAAUUACACAUAUUUGUGACCCCUUUAUCUCCCUAAAGGUCUUUUUUUUUUUAAAUUUAAUAUAUCUGAAUUCUUGAAAAAAUUAUACAAUGGGUGCACGUUGUUCCAAUUUGUGUUUCUGUUUAUGGCCUUCAAACAUCAAGUCCCAUGUUCUGUAUACCUCUGAUAUCGAAAAAUGGGCGGAGAAUGAGCAGCUGAAUUUGCCAGCUUUCAGAGAAUAUAGUUUGGAGGAGCUGAAGGCUGCCACCUCAAGUUUCUCCAUUGAUAAUAUAGUUUCAGAACAUGGAGAGAAAGCCCCUAACGUUGUGUUUAAAGGUCAGCUUGCUGGUAAUGGCCGUUGGAUUGCUAUCAAGCGCUUCCACUCGUCCGCAUGGCCUGAUUCUCGCCAAUUCCUAGAUGAAGCGAAAGCAGUGGGGCAGCUAAGGAGUAAGCGGUUGGCUAACUUAUUAGGUUGUUGCUGUGAAGGAGAUGAGAGAUUAUUAGUGGCUGAAUUUAUGCGUCAUGAAACAUUAUCCAAGCAUUUAUUCCAUUGGGAUAACCAACCAUUGAAAUGGGCGAUGAGGUUGAGAGUUGCUUUGUAUUUAGCACAAGCAUUAGACUACUGCAGUAGUAAAGGGAGAGAACUAUAUCAUGACCUAAACUCUUACAGAGUUUUGUUCGAUCAAGAUUGUGAUCCAAGGAUAUCAUGUUUUGGCUUAAUGAAAAACAGUAGGGAUGGCAAGAGUUAUAGUACAAACUUGGCCUUCACUCCGCCGGAGUAUUUAAAGACAGGUAAGGUGACCCCAGAGAGUGUGGUUUACAGUUUUGGCGCCCUGUUGCUUGAUCUUCUUAGCGGGAAGCAUAUUCCUCCUAGCCAUGCACUUGACCUUAUAAGGGGAAAGAAUUUUCUGAUGCUUAUCGAUUCUUGCUUGGAAGGUCACUUCUCAAAUGACGAUGGGACUGAGUUAGUGCAACUUGCUUCACGUUGUUUGCAACAUGAACCUCAUGACAGGCCAAAUGUGAAAUCUCUUCUGACCUCUCUAACAUCUCUUCAGAAAGAAAAAGAUGCUCCAUCAAACGUUCUGAUGAGUAUUGCUCAUGAAACCACCUCACCCUCCCAAGUACCUUUAACGCCGCUUGGUGAGGCUUGUUCAAGAUUAGACUUAACUGCCAUACAUGAGAUUUUAGAAAAGGUUGGAUACAAAGAGGAUGAGGGGAUCGCUAAUGAGCUUUCAUUUCAGAUGUGGGCUAAUCAAAUACAAGAAACCCUGAAUUCUAGGAAGUCUGGCGAUUCUGCAUUUCGGGAUAAAAAUUUUACUACUGCAAUCAAAUGUUACACAGAGUUUCUUGAGGGUGGAAAUGUUAAGUCCCCAACUGUGCUCGCAAGGCGCUCGUUAUGUUAUCUAAUGAGUGACAAACCACAAGAAGCUCUUGCAGAUGCAAUGCAAGCACAAGUGCAAUUUUCCAAUUGGCCAACUGCUUUCUAUCUUCAAGCAGCUGCACUCAACACCCUGGGAAUGGACUCAGAUGCCCGGGAAACACUCAAAGAUGGCUCCUCCUUAGAUUUCAGAAGAAUGAGACAGUAAAUGUUGAAUAUACUUCUACACACACAAAAAAAAGUCAUUGUACAUAUCACCUUUCAUACAUGAAUCAUCAAUAUCAGCACACAAGUUUUCUUCAUAACAUCCAUUAGAGCACAGGUGAUUAAUUUCUCA
Messenger RNA from Nicotiana tabacum (common tobacco), 2183 nucleotides. Its product is annotated as serine/threonine-protein kinase BSK5-like. Gene Ontology annotation, molecular function: protein kinase activity; protein binding; ATP binding. Lineage: Eukaryota; Viridiplantae; Streptophyta; Magnoliopsida; Solanales; Solanaceae. The record is from RefSeq and is a predicted model, not a curated record. Gene Ontology annotation, biological process: brassinosteroid mediated signaling pathway; protein phosphorylation.